Arthroderma uncinatum is the source of this 1476-nucleotide messenger RNA. RefSeq lists its product as uncharacterized. Gene Ontology annotation, biological process: protein phosphorylation. The record is from RefSeq and is a predicted model, not a curated record. NCBI's taxonomy places the organism in Eukaryota, Fungi, Ascomycota, Eurotiomycetes, Onygenales, Arthrodermataceae. The coding region runs from base 1 to 1476 and encodes 491 amino acids. The transcript is spliced from 4 exons. Gene Ontology annotation, molecular function: protein kinase activity; ATP binding.
AUGGCGGACGCUUUCAAGGCCCGCUCGCUGAAACGAAAGAACGUCAAGGGUCUUGCUCUCAACUCGGCCAGCUCCAAGACCGGCCUCAAGCCCUCUGAAGGCGAUUCACAGAUCCCAGGAGCUAUCGGAAAUACAGACGCCAACAGGACGGAUACGCUGGAGAUUGGUCUGGAGUUUAAACUUGACUUGCGGAGUGAAGACCUGGUGGUGCUAAAGGAGCUCGGUGCUGGAAAUGGAGGGACCGUCAGUAAAGUGAUGCAUGCCUCGACGAAGGUCGUCAUGGCCAGAAAGAUUAUCAGAGUCGAUGCGAAGGAGAACGUACGGAAGCAGAUUCUCAGGGAGCUCCAGGUGGGACACGACUGCAAUUCGGCACAGAUCGUCACAUUCUACGGUGCAUUCCAGAACGAAGCCAGAGAUAUCGUACUUUGCAUGGAAUACAUGGACUGCGGAGAUAUCAAACCAUCCAACGUCUUGGUGAAUUCAAGGGGCAGCAUCAAGCUCUGCGACUUCGGCGUGGCAACCGAAACAGUGAACUCGAUAGCGGAUACUUUCGUCGGAACGUCUACCUACAUGGCGCCGGAACGUAUUCAGGGCGGCGCAUAUUCCGUACGAUCUGAUGUUUGGAGUGCUGGUCUGACAGUCAUGGAAUUGGCCGUUGGAAGGUUCCCGUUCGAUGCCUCUGAUACGUCGGCGGGAGACAGGGCGAGUGCAGGACCCAUGGGUAUUUUGGAUCUACUUCAACAAAUCGUCCACGAGCCAGCACCAAAGCUACCUAAGAGCGAUGCCUUCCCGAAGAUAUUAGACGACUUCAUUGCAAAGUGUUUGUUGAAGAAGCCUGAAGAAAGACCAACUCCACGACAGUUAUACGAUCACGAUGCGUUCAUCCUAGCGGCUAAACGAACCCCUGUCAACCUCCGGGAGUGGGCAAUCAGCAUGAUGGAACAGCACAACAGGAAAUCGUAUCUUGCACCUCCUGCCCCCAAGGCCAUCACCCGCGACGGCGGAUCAGGGGAGGCACCCUCCCGGUCUCGCAACCAGGAAGACACACCUCGCCAACAGAUCUUCGCCUCCCAGACCUCAGGGGAAAUCCCCCUAAACAUCGCCGGAGAUAUCACUCCCCGCUCACGCCAACAAGGUCCCUAUGGGGCCGCAGAAAGCUCUCCGUCAAUGGGCUUUGAGAAACUCUCAAUCAACACUCAGCACCAGGGCCAGAACUACUCAUCCUCUCACUCCCAGAAUCAUGGCAGUGGACAAGUUCCACGGGGCUCGCGCUCUCCCUAUCCACACUCCGCUACGUCUACCUCACAGGGGCCCUUCGCCGUCCCUCGCCCAGCCCCUUCGCCAGGCUAUCUUUCUACCAGAAAUGGCUCCCAGUCUGCUGGUCUCCCACAUAUGACCGGUCCUCCACCAAAGGGUCCCCUCCCAAUACCCCCUACAUCUGACAGCUGGCGAAACCAGCAACAUAACAGGAUAUGA